UUAUCUCCUCUAGGGUGGGAAGUUGAGUGAGUGAGAGCCAUUGUAGGAGAGCUUCUAGAAAGAAGAAGAAGAAGAAGCCAUGGCAGUGGCUCUUGCUUCUUCUAAAGCUUUUUCCUCAGUCUCUUAUGCUUUACCUCCAUUCAAUCGGUCGAAUUUCGUGUUAGCUAUCUCCUGUUCGAAUCCUGUAGACGUCGUCGAUCGGAGAAGAAGAAUCUUGAUCUUCGGUUCUAGUUUAGCGCUCGCGUCGACUCUGCUUGGUUCCAAUCGUCAGAGAUUUCCGGUUGAAUCUGCGAUCGCGUUGGAGCUAUUCAAGGAAAAAGAGGAUGAGCUCGAGGACGAAGAAGAGAGAAAUGUCAAUCUCUUCCAGAAAACUUCGCCGUCUGUUGUUUUUAUCGAAGACUUUGAGCUGCCCAAAACAUCGACUGAUAACGAGUUCACACUCACUGAUGAGGGAAAUGCGAAGAUCGAAGGGACAGGUUCAGGCUUCGUUUGGGAUAACCUCGGUCACAUUGUAACAAAUUAUCAUGUCAUUGCCAAGUUAGCUACAGAUCAGAGUGGAUUACAACGUUGCAAGGUGUCUCUAGUUGAUGCCAUCGGAACAAGAUUUAGCAAGGUUGGGAAGAUUGUGGGUCUUGAUCCAGAUAAUGAUUUAGCUGUGUUGAAGAUUGAUACCGAGGGACGUGAACUAAAACCUGUUGUUCUCGGUACCUCCAGUGAUCUACGAGUUGGUCAGAAUUGCUUCGCGAUCGGGAAUCCCUACGGAUAUGAAAACACUUUGACAAUAGGGGUUGUGAGUGGGUUGGGAAGAGAGAUACCUUCACCUAAUGGGAAGAGUAUUCGAGAGGCUAUCCAAACAGAUGCUGAUAUUAACUCAGGAAAUUCUGGAGGGCCAUUGCUUGAUUCUUAUGGUCAUACCAUAGGCGUGAACACGUCCACUUUCACCCGCAAAGGGUCGGGUAUGUCUUCCGGUGUGAACUUUGCCAUUCCCAUUGACACAGUUGUUAGAACAGUACCCUACCUCAUUGUGUAUGGAACAGCUUAUAGAGACAGAUUCUGAAGAAAACAAAUAUCUUUUUUUGUCUUCAAUAAUGUAAAUACAAAAAAAUUCCAAAAGGGUUUCCAAUGCAUGUAUACAUUUUUUCUUGAUAAGAUUUUGUGAAUCAUU
This is a messenger RNA of Eutrema salsugineum, 1165 nucleotides long. RefSeq names its product protease Do-like 5, chloroplastic. NCBI's taxonomy places the organism in Eukaryota, Viridiplantae, Streptophyta, Magnoliopsida, Brassicales, Brassicaceae. Gene Ontology annotation, biological process: proteolysis. Gene Ontology annotation, molecular function: serine-type endopeptidase activity. The coding region runs from base 80 to 1057 and encodes 325 amino acids. The record is from RefSeq and is a predicted model, not a curated record. The transcript has 8 exons.